Messenger RNA from Lodderomyces jiufengensis, 822 nucleotides. RefSeq names its product nicotinamide-nucleotide adenylyltransferase. Bases 1 to 822 code for a protein of 273 amino acids. Gene Ontology annotation, molecular function: nicotinamide-nucleotide adenylyltransferase activity; ATP hydrolysis activity. The transcript has a single exon. The record is from RefSeq and is a predicted model, not a curated record. Gene Ontology annotation, cellular component: cytoplasm; nucleus. NCBI's taxonomy places the organism in Eukaryota, Fungi, Ascomycota, Pichiomycetes, Serinales, Debaryomycetaceae.
AUGUCAAGAUUUUUAAAGCCAUUACAAGAAUUUCUAGCAUCAAAAAAGGACUUUUCAAUUCUUUACUCAUCCAAUUCCGUAAAUCCAUUUGUUACAAGUUCAACAGAACGAGUUUACGUCUUAGAUUCAUCUUUUAAUCCACCACAUUUAGCUCAUUAUGCAUUAAUUGAAGAACUGUUAAAAACUAAUCAUGACGAUAUACCAAUUGAGAAUGAACUGCUUUUAUUAUUGCUAUCUGUUAAAAAUGUGGAUAAAGUUCAUCCACAACCUGAAUCAUUUGAUAAAAGACUAGAAAUGAUGUAUUAUAUGGCAAAUCAUAUUUCGAAAAAUCAUCCAAUAAAUGUAUCAAUUGGAGUAACAAAUCAUGCAAAAUUUGUAGAUAAAUCAUUAUCAAUAUUAAAUUACUUGGAAUCACAAAAUAUAACAAUCCAUCAAGGUUUUAAACUUACAUUUUUAAUUGGAUUUGAUACUUUAAUUCGUAUAUUUGAUCCAAAAUAUUAUUUACCUGAUAAAUUAUCAAAUUCAUUAGAUCAUUUUAUGAAAAUGACAGAUUUAUUUUGUUUAACUAGACAAAAUGAACAUAUAAGUAUAAUACAACAACUGGGAUAUGUUAAAGAUAUCUCAAAAGGAAAACAUGAUGAAAUUCCAAAAAGUUGGUCAAAUAAUAUCUUUUUAUUAAAAAAUUUGAAUGAAGAUAUUGCUCAGAUUAGUAGUUCUAGUAUUAGAAAAGAAAUUAAAGAAGGUAAAUCGAAUUGGAAAUUACAAGUUCUACCUGAAAUUGAGAAAUAUAUCACUGAGAAUAAUCUUUAUAAAGAAGACUAA